AUGAAAACAAUUGGUUUUUACUUUUUCAUUAAAUUGAUAGCAAGUUUUGUUAACGGAAUAAAGUACAAAAAAGAGGUCGCUUUUACCAAAUGGCAUAUACAGAAUACGGAGGGGGAACGACUAUUAUUCCUCAAUAAUGUAUACAUUAAUAAAAAUAUAGAUAAAAAAAAAAAAAACAUAUUAGCUCAUAGUGAUAUACAAAAUUUAAAAAAUGGACAAGGAGAUAGUAAUUUAUUGACUAAGAAAAACAAAAUAUCAUUUACAAAAGGCAAGCAAAUUGCUACCAUAGGACCUGCAACGGAAAAUUUCGAAGAAUUAGAAAAACUUUAUUUAAAUGGUAUUGAUGUAUUUAGGUUAAAUUUUUCUCAUGGACUAAAAAGUAUUAAAAAGUACAUAAUUAAUUCUAUUAGAAUAUUAGAGAAGAAAUAUGAUACAUCUAUUGCAAUACUAGGAGAUAUACAAGGACCUAAAAUAAGAAUAGGAGAAUUCGAAAAAAAUGAAAAAAAUGCAAUGGACAGUAAUACUUUUGUUGAAUUAAAGGAAGGAGAUUCUUUUUCUUUCGAUUUGUUGGAUAAACUAGGAGAUCAAAAUAGAGUUUCAUUAAAUUAUCCUGAUUUGCUAAAAAAUGUAAAAGUAGGUCAGAUGAUAUUAUUAGAUGAUGGAAACUUAAAUAUGAAAGUUGUUGAAAACAGUUAUGAUGAACAAAAUAAACAAAAUAGUUCUAUAAAAGUACAAGUUAUAACAGGUGGGAAAUUGUAUAGUAAAAAAGGCUUUUGUGUUCCAAAUAUGAUUAUGCCUAUCGAAGUAUUAAAUGAAAAAGAUAUAAAAGAUAUUUUAUUUUGUUUAAAUGAAGAGGUAGACUUUUUAGGUUAUUCUUUUGUUCAAACAAAAUAUGAUUUAAUCUUUUUAAAAAGUAUUAUUAAUGAUUAUUAUGAAAGUGAUUUUUAUAUAAAUAAAAAAAAAGAUAGAAUUAAUUAUGACAUAAAUACUUUAAAGAUAAAACAGUAUGAUGAUGAAAAUGAUUUUUAUAUAAAAGAAGUAAAUGAUUACUACAAUAAUUAUUACUUAAAAAAUUACCAAAGGUAUAAACAAAUAUACAAUAUAUACAAAAAUCAGAACUUAGAAAUAAAUCAUAAUCAAAAUGAGGAAAAGGAUUUUGCCAAUUAUGAUAAUGAGAAUACUACUCAUGACAGUAACAUUACACAACAUAAUGAAAAUCAUACAUCUGCUAAUUCGAAAAAUGGUGAAUAUAUUGAAAAUUAUGAAGAAGCCUCAAUUAAUGCAAACAAAAUUUUUAUUAUCUCCAAGAUUGAAAAACCUUCGGCAGUAAAAAAUAUAGAAAGCAUUAUAAAAUUAUCUGAUGGUAUAAUGAUAGCAAGAGGGGACUUAGGAAUUGAAACAGAUUUGUCCAAUUUACCUAUAUUGCAAAAAAAGAUUAUAAAUUCAUGUAGAAUUAAAUAUAACAAACCUGUUAUUGUAGCAACACAAAUGAUGGAAAGUAUGAGAUUUCUCCCAACCCCAACGAGAGCAGAGGUUUCUGACAUUGCUACAGCCCUAUAUGAUGGGUGUGACUGCGUAAUGUUAUCAGCUGAAACAGCCACUGGAAAAUAUCCUGCUUUAACUGCUUUGACACAAAAUAAUGUAAUUAAGGGUGUAGAAAAUGAUAAUUAUUAUUAUGAAUAUUCACAAAAAAAAAUGGAUAACACUAAUAAUGCUAAGUAUGUCCAACAGUUAAAUAAAACAUUGGUUUAUGAUAAUUCCUAUUUUGAGAAAUUACUUCAUAGUAUAAGAGAUAUAAGUAAUAACAUAAACUUGAAAUCUAUUAUUUUAUUCUCCAAUGAGUUUCAAAAAAUUCAAAAAUUAAGUAAUAUGAGAGCAAAAGCUCCUAUCAUUGUUAUAACAGAAAAUGUUUACCUAGCUAGGAAAUUACAACUAACAUGGGGAGUAUAUCCCCACCUUUUUAACUCAAAACAGGUAUCCAAUGAUGAUUUCUUAUCAUUGAUCAACUACGGAUGUAAGGUCUCAAAAGAAGAGGGUUUUGUUAAUUCUCCCGAUGAAUAUUCCCUUGUGACCUUUACAAAAAAUAUUAACAAGUCAGCUAAUUUGCUUUACUUGUGCCAGCCAUGUUUGAAUGACUCUUAG
Plasmodium malariae is the source of this 2142-nucleotide messenger RNA. It is a transcript of the gene PyKII, whose product is annotated as pyruvate kinase 2, putative. The transcript has a single exon. Gene Ontology annotation, molecular function: pyruvate kinase activity; magnesium ion binding; potassium ion binding. The record is from RefSeq and is a predicted model, not a curated record. Gene Ontology annotation, cellular component: cytoplasm. The coding region runs from base 1 to 2142 and encodes 713 amino acids. Gene Ontology annotation, biological process: glycolytic process. Lineage: Eukaryota; Apicomplexa; Aconoidasida; Haemosporida; Plasmodiidae.